This is a messenger RNA of Brassica napus (rape), 2993 nucleotides long. RefSeq names its product CRIB domain-containing protein RIC5-like. NCBI's taxonomy places the organism in Eukaryota, Viridiplantae, Streptophyta, Magnoliopsida, Brassicales, Brassicaceae. Bases 1026 to 1523 code for a protein of 165 amino acids. The record is from RefSeq and is a predicted model, not a curated record. The transcript is spliced from 5 exons.
AGGUUUAUGUAUAAUGUGGCAUAUGAGAUAGUUUUCUGAUAUUAAUACGCGAGUUUUUAUUCAUAUAUUCUGCUCCUUUUUUUCGGGUAAUUGCAUUUGCUGCAUGUGUAAAAUGCUGGAAAAUAAGUUAGCUGCUGCAGAAGUCUCUGAGGAAGAGAAGAAGAGUCUGCAGUCUGCUUAAGGAUUUAGAGAAGAAAGAAACUGAAUACAUGCAGAGAGAAAUUUACUUGCAGAGGUUUUCAGCAAUUGCAUUGUGAAGCUGUAUUGUUAUUUCCAAGAUGAAGAGUAUUUGUAUCCUUUUUUUUUUUAUCAACAAACAGUAUUUGUAUCUUAUUAUGGAAUUUCUACGUAGUGGAGAGAUAUGAUGACGUUACAUGAGGAAAGACACUUACAGAAGAUGAGUCGAGACUGUACUGUUAGCUAUCGAGUCUAUUCAUAAGUACAACUAUAAUAUAUAUCUAUUAUUUUGUUUCAUUAUAAUAUCUCAAACAAUUUCAGUAUUUAGGUGAACGUCUGGAUCAACUUGCUAAAUCUUAUUAAGCUUUUACCUAAAUAACAAUAACCGUAUCUUCCGCGUUUGCCAGUAAAAACGACCUCAAGGUGACUCAAAGAACCUUAAUAUAGGAUUGAAGAAAUUCCAUUGAAAUCUUCUGGUUAUCGAUUGACUUGCAACUUUUACAUCCAAUAAUCAUCUGCCAUGUGUCCAUCACACAUAUGUUGAAAAAUAGACAAGAGGAAGAGAAAGAGCCUCUGUGCUCAAAGGGCAGAUUUUGAGAUUUCUUUUUCCUUACGCUACCUCUAGAUCCCUCUUCAACUAGAGACUCAUAACAAAACAAAAUAGCUAAGAAACAAGAAACAGAAGUAGAUCAAAAACUUUUGAUUUUCCCUAAAUCAUUUUGUAAAGCACACAUUCUUUUAAAGUUUGUAACCAGAAACUCAUAGCUCUUGGAAAUCUAUAUGUUUCAUCUUCUUUGUUAAAAGGGUUUUAUCUCUACCCAUAACAUGUAUGCAGCUGCGUGUUGAAGAUGGCGUCACCAAUGAAGGGUCUAUUAAAAGGAUUGAGGUACAUUGCUCGUAUCUUCGAGGAUGAGAAGGAACCAGAGAUGCAAAUUGGACAACCAACAGAUGUCAAACAUGUUGCUCAUAUAGGAUGGGAAGGGCCUUCUGCUACGACCCCAAGCUGGAUGCAUGACUAUAAGUCUCCCGAGGAUGAAGCAAAAGGAAGUUCCAACAAGAAACCUGCGAGUUCCGGGGAGAGGAAAAAGAACAAAGGGAGGCGUAAAUCAUCUACAAGCACAAACUCACCUGCAGAGUCUCCAGCAAGGCCAAGACGCAGUACGGGUAAACAAAGAGAGCAAAGUACGGGUUCAGGGUCGGAGUCAGGUUCAGGGUUAGACUUACCUCAACAGAACGAUCAGUCUGUGGUACAGAAAACCCCGAGGCAGAAAAAAUCAAAAGGAACAACAGCAGUAAGAGGAGGAGGCGGUGAACCUCCUCUGCCUGUUGCACCUGUAGAGUCAUAGGAAACAGAUAUAUCCGUGCGGGCGGUUUAUCCUUGUGUGGGUCUAGAAAGCUCUACAGGAAGAUGAGGGAUGAGAUAAAAGAGAGUUUUUCAUGAUCAAGUUUAGAGUAGAGUGGUGGUUCUGUUUUUCUUCUCAUAAUCUACGAACUUUUGUCCUUUUCUCUCCCUUUUGUUGGAGAUGUGUUUGUAUAACAAGACCAAUGUUUUUAUCAAGCGAUUUAAGAUGAGAAAACAGAACUCUUUGAUGAUUAUGAAUCAGGGAUAAGAUAUGCUUUGCUUAAAUGAUUUUGGUCACUCUAAAAGUAUACCUCAUCAACCUUUCUAUUGUACAGGUUUAUGGAUCUAAGAUUGUAUUUUGAGUAUUGGAUUAGUACAGAUUUGAGUCUUUUAUUGGACUUCGAUUGUUUGUAGCGUUACCUUUUUUGAGCAAAGGUACACGUUUACAUGUCAUGAUAGUUUUUUGUGUUUUUUAUUUUGGAAAAAAGACUUUAAAAAUUAAAAUGUAAGAAAAGACAUAUGAAUUUUCACUCGUAAGUUAGAUAAAAUUUGCCACAAAUCAAAGGGUUUAAAUAGACCCUAGAUAUAGAUUCACAUUUGAAUUCUAGAAAGCAAAAUAAACAAAGAUAUUAAUUACUAAUUGUACAUCCCCUAUCUUGAACUUUGCUUACCUCUUUCACAAACUCUUGUACAUCACUACUUUGCUUACCUCUUUCACAAACUCUUGUACAUCCCAUAUCUUAAGUAGUUCCAGCAAAAAUCCUAGUCGUCUCUUAAGAAAGUCUCGAGAGUAUUAGUAUUCCCUCGGCCUACUUUGCAUACCUCUUUCACAAACUCUUGUACAUCCAAAUAUCUUGAACUUUUUGUGCUGGUUUUAUUGUUCCUCCUCCUCUAGUUAUAGUGUAACUAGAGGAAUCUCCAACAACAUCAAAAACAAGCAUCUUUCCUAUAUGAAAGCAGAGUUUCUGGUUCCAUAUGAAAGCGUUGAUGAUCAAGGAGAGGAAAACGAGAAUCAAUUGGUUGUUCAGUUUUAGAAGUCUGAAAGCCUUCCGAAAUGAUAGAACUUAAUGGAAUAUUUUUCAUAAUAAGUGACUGAGUUGGCAACUGGCAGUUUUUGCGGCUGCUAACAGAAAUAAAAUGUUAUCAAUCUGAGAACAAGGGGUAGAAAAUGUAGGGAGAUUUACCAAAUAUGACUCAAAACUUGAUUUUGAUUGCAAAAGUAUACCCAAACUUGAAUUGAAUGCAAAAAUAACCCAAAAGCCUUGUGAAAUUACAGCCAACCCCUUGUGACCAAACAGAAAAACAGAACUCAUUUUUACGAAUAUAUCCCCGCUAAGUCUUCUGAGAUUCUGUUAAGUCUUCUGGACGACGUCCACGGAAGUCGUCUGGUAUAGUUGAUAUUAAAAAUAAUAUAUAAAUUUUGUAAAAAAUAUUUUGAUAAACGAAAAAUUAAAAUUAUGUAAUUAUAAACAGU